Neoarius graeffei (lesser salmon catfish) is the source of this 1037-nucleotide messenger RNA. RefSeq names its product overexpressed in colon carcinoma 1 protein homolog. The coding region runs from base 215 to 403 and encodes 62 amino acids. The record is from RefSeq and is a predicted model, not a curated record. The transcript has 7 exons. Lineage: Eukaryota; Metazoa; Chordata; Actinopteri; Siluriformes; Ariidae.
ACAUCAGGAAGCUUGCAGGCAACAGUUGGGGAUCCAAGUGCAGAGCGUUCCAGGCUGCCUUGGAGAGCAAUUGAUUGAGGGAAGUGGUGUAGUACAGAAGUCCUGCCCUCCAUCCAUCCUUGCUUGGUUUCUUCUGUGUUUUCCGGGACUUCUCAUUCUCUUACUGCAGACCUCUCCUUCCACUGUGCUGUACUUUUAGAAGGGACAGACUGGGAUGGGUUGUGGAAAUUCUUCUGCCACUAAUACCACAGCAGGAGGUCCUGCAGAGGCUGCAAAAGACGUGACAGAAGAUCCUUCACAAGAUGAUGAGAAAAGAAGGAACUAUGGCGGGGUGUAUGUAGGACUACCGACAGAUAUGAACACAGUGCCAGCCAGUCAGUCCAAGUCCAUACAGAAAGAGUAGCACAUCAGAAGUAGAGCAACAAGUAACUGCACUACAGUUGAAUAUCUAUAGAAAGAGUUUCCUUGGACCAAAAUAGACACCAAAAUGACCUCUGUGUGACACUAUAUGGUCCUGUAUGAAGUGGAGCUGUGCGACUCUCCUCUGGGAUUCUACUCGUACAGGAAUAGUUGCUCUCUGAACACGUCAGUUGAUGAAAUGGACUUAAAGAGGCUUCUUUGGAAAAGGAAACAAAAGGAGAUCCUGACAUUUAAAUGGCCCUGGGGCCAAAAUGGUGUUUGUAGCUCAGGAACACACUCAACCCUAAUGAAGGCAUGUCAACACUCAAACCUCGGCUCAGACUUUGCAAUAAAGGACUAAUCUGCAUCUAGGCUCCAAUGUGAGACACUAUUGCCAUAAUGAAACCACUGAAACAUACAUACAUGUUGAUCAGAGAAUUAAUUUUCACAGUAUGUAGUAAAGAUUAAUCCAGCACUCAGUCCAGCGGUAUGUAGUAGUGAACGAAGCUGUUCAACUCACUGUGUUCAUCACUAUCCAUGACCAAAUAAACAUAGAACUAAUACAUUACACUCUUCAUGCUACUAGAUACAGUGCAAAUUAACUCAGCUGAACUAGGAAGUACUGGGACAAGUACUUA